CCUGAUGUUUGCUCAAUCAUUUUCUCCAGCAACAGGAGAUUCAUCAUUUUCAGUCAUGCAGAACGAGCAGCAGGUAUUUCUUCGUAGAGCGGUAUCGGAUUUAAGCGAGGAGAUCGAACGGCACAAACUGAGUAUCAACGAAGAAGUAGAAGAGAUCAAGAUGAGCAGAAUUGAAGAAGAAGAAGAAGUAGUGAUAGAACAGGCUGAAUGCAGGUGCUGUGGGCUCAAAGAGGAGUGCACCAAACCCUACAUUUUAGAGGUCCAAACCUUCUUCUCAGGGAAAUGGGUUUGUGGGCUCUGCUCUGAAGCUGUUAAAGAGAGAGCCUUGAAGUUUCCAUCCAUAAGCAUUGGGCAAGCUGUGGAGUUUCACAGGGAGUUUUGUGAUGCAUUCAACGCCACCACAAGGCUUAACCCUAAACUCUCCUUGACCACUUCCAUGAGAAGGAUUGCUAGAAAAAGCUUUGAGAAACGAACCCAUGAUUCCACUGAUUUUGGCUCUUCUUCCAAUAGGCUCUCUCGAAGUGUUAGCUGUGAUCCUAAGAUUCAGUUUGUUGUUGAGUAAUCCUACGUUGUUGUGUAUUACUAAU
Molecule: messenger RNA, 587 nt
Organism: Cucurbita maxima (winter squash)
Lineage: Eukaryota; Viridiplantae; Streptophyta; Magnoliopsida; Cucurbitales; Cucurbitaceae
Exons: 2
Coding region: 5-562 (185 amino acids)
Source: RefSeq, a predicted model, not a curated record